Molecule: messenger RNA, 2758 nt
Organism: Blastomyces dermatitidis ER-3
Lineage: Eukaryota; Fungi; Ascomycota; Eurotiomycetes; Onygenales; Ajellomycetaceae
Exons: 2
Coding region: 871-1425 (184 amino acids)
Source: RefSeq, a predicted model, not a curated record
CGUCAUUGCUUGUGAACACAGAUCUGUCUGGUAAAGUUUGCUACUUCUCGCGAUUUCAUAGGUUUAUAGUGCCCCUUUCCUACCAACAAUCUCCUAUUUCGAAUAGAGGGAACUCGGCACCUUAGUCACUGCCUCCUGAUAUGGAUGGCGUUUCAUUACCCAGGGACUUAAUAGGAUAUCUGGCGAUACUUCGCUCCCGUUUAGCUGAAUGUCUAGUAUUCCCUUUGGAGUGUGGCGUUCCAUGUUAGAACCAUGUACCUUAAUAUAUGUUGUCUCAACGUACAGUAGUACUUCAUGAAUGUGAUACCAACACUGACGUCACUGCUACCAUAUAUAUUGGGGGUAGAAAGGGAGGGGCCCCAAUAUUUCUCAAAUAGGAAAAAUUAUUCAGGGCUUGUACUCAGCUUUAUUACGCACUUCACUACACAGGGAAACAGAGCCAGGGAAGGUCUACCUGAUAAAGCAACGAUUCUUGCUCCAUACACUACGUCACUGCCGGGGAACUAGGCCAGCUAUCCUAGGUAAAUACUUGACCUCAUGGGGGUUAUUGGUAUUAACGUCAAGCACAUAUGUGCAGGAUACAGAACCAUACCCGCCGGAUGAUCCUCUUUUUAUUUUGUGGACUCGAGUAGAAAGAAGGGUAAAAAGCAAACAGAAAUCCCCUGUUGAAUCUCCAACCUCGUUCAACAUUUCUACCCAGCUCCAACAGCUACAUAAAUUCCAUCAGAAGUAAGAAGCCUUCGGCGCAGAACUCCCUUGCCCGCGAACAUAUUUAUUGUCUCGAGACGUUGAGGGUUGCAGGAGUCGGAAAUUAAAGAGCAUAGGCUGUGGAACAAAAAACCGAAACAAGGGAGAAGAAGCCAUAUCAGAAUGCAUCGUCUACCCCGAACAGUCAUCCCGCGGCUGAGGCUGCAACCAUCACGAGCCACCUCUUCGCAGUGGUUCUCGCCAGCGACGGCAUCAUAUCAACUUGGAUUCCAGGAUGGAAGGGGGGUAAGAAGAUAUGCCAAUUCCGAAGCGUCAUCGACUAAAGAGGGGAAGGAGAAGGGCGCCGCAUAUGGUAGCGGGGAUGAUGAUAGUGAUAACCAACAUUACCACCGCAAACAUGAACCACCUCCCGAGCGCUCGGAACCAGAAUCCUUCUCAGAAGAGUUCGAGCACCGGAUUCCAUCCAACAAGGCUCAUCCCACGCUUAGUGACGAAUAUCAACACAGCGGCGCCGAUCCGCAGCAUCCCAAACGUCCUUCGAAAGAGGAGCUAAGCCCUGAGGACCAAAAGAAACAAAAAGAAACUGAGAAGGAUGUAAGGAAGCAUAACGAGGAUAUGGAGAAGAGGUAUGAUAGGGCUUAUGGUCAACUUGAUAACAAGGGAGAGUUUAGAUCGUUGGAGGAAGAAGUUGAGCAAUUCAAGAAUCGGGGGAAAUAAUGCGAGGAUUGCUGGGAGUGAUCUUGGAUGAGAGAUCCGUGCUAAAGAGAUUGGGCAAGCAGUUAUGCUUUACCUGUUGAAAAUGGAUUCUCACAUGGCAUGGACUGGUCCGCUUUUAAUUCGAUGGGUCUUCUUCUGCUGGGCGGUCUCCAUUUUUAUUCUUCGGCGUUCCUUACUGCGGGUUGUUGGUUCGUUGAAUAACUGACCAAAAUUGUCAAUGGAAAAAGCGACAUUACGUCCCAGAGAAAAAUGGAUGAGGCACUUGUUCCUGUCUUGGAUAAAUCCGAGCUAUUUUUCGCAUUGUAUCAUUGCGGUGCCAUGCUCAAAGCAAGCAAAGAAAUAGCGCAGGGAAACCACGGAGAACGAAGGAUUCUGUACAAAAUGGUAUUAUAUGGAGUGUUUAAGCUAGUAACACAUCAAUUUAUAUAGGUAUCAAAUCGAAUGCCCACAUAAAGCUAGCCAGUGCUCUGCAGCAACGGGGUCUCUUCGGAAGGAUGGUUCUCGUUGUCGCGAUGAGCCACGAUCCCAUUGGCCCUAGAUUCCGUUCCCGGAGCAUCCCCGGGGCUUACAUCGGUCUCUGCUUUCGAUGGAUUGACAUACUCGAAAUAGAUCCCCAUAAUGAGUAACGUUCCCUGCAACAGGGCUGUGACCACGUACACCCCCCAUGAACUCCAGCCCUCCGUACCCAGACGUGCUGCUAGGCUAGCCGCCCAAACUAGACUACCUGGGGUUUGGAUGCACAUCAUCGGAAUACUCAGGCUACCGACGCGACGGAGACGGAAGGUCGUAUAGAUCUGGGGAAAGUACUGGAUGGACGCUAGGACGGCUGCGCAGAUGCCGAAAAUAUUUGCGCAAAAUUGACGCUGGUCUGAAUGUGCAACGACAAUAAUUAUGACAACGACGGCCGUUGCGAUUGUCUGAAGAAUGCAUAUUGCAGCGACUAUGAGGGCUAUUCUGAAGGAGGGGGAUGAGGGUUUGCUAAGAAUGGCAGGGGUCGAGCGCGGAAAGUAAAUGACAAAAAGGAAAAGGCUAAAUAUUCGGUCGUUUUAGUAUAUCCAAUGAGCCACUAAGUUGUAUCCAUCUUCUUUUGGCGGGAGGAAUACGGAUAAGAAGGUACGGUUUCAUCUCACAUUAUUGUAAAGCAAAGUGCUUGGACCCCGACCUGCAAUAUGCCCAACAGCCCAGCAAAACAGGAGAAUCCAUUAAUCUCUUUGCAGCAAGCAAUGUCCGCUCCACUUCUUGGGAGCACAAGUAUAUUUGCAAAAGAAAACGUCCCCGAUGUAGUUCCUAAUAGAAUAAAAUAUGGGGAUAUUCCAAAGGAAGAUCGUCGCGA